Messenger RNA from Nomia melanderi (Alkali bee), 890 nucleotides. The record is from RefSeq and is a predicted model, not a curated record. Lineage: Eukaryota; Metazoa; Arthropoda; Insecta; Hymenoptera; Halictidae.
GACGAGCCCGUUGUCGGUUGCCGCCGCCGCCGCCGCACGAACCGAGAUCACUGCCCGGCUCGAUAUCCGAGUAUCAUCGAGCACAUCGAAUCUUCUCGAGGACGUCGACGGUCCGUCGAUGGCGAUGACCGCUCUCUCCACGACCAGUCCCGAGAUCGGCGAGAUCAGGUUGCCGGUUUCGGGAAGAACUCCGCCCCUGCCCGACCUUCGAGCGACCGACUUUUUCAGCACUCCCGUGAGAGGUUCGAUGGACGCGGGCCAACCCGAUUCCGACAACCGAAAUUCGGUGUUGACGCUGAUAGUGAGCAAAGCUCGCGAAGACGUCGGCCCAUCGGAACGCUCCUGCCCUCGGCGCAACAACGGGUUGUUCGCCGAGAGUAAACACGGCCAAAGGAAACCGAGCGUGAACGUGACGACCAAUCCGCUGGACAUCUCGCUGGUCGGAGCUUGCACGAGCAACAACGAUCGACAACCGGCAGCCGACGGAUCGGUGGGUAGGACCGGAAGUAGCAAGAUUCGAGGAAGACCCGCCGAAUCUCAUCCCCUCGUUUCGACCAUUCAUUCAUGGGUCAGGCUCUUUUUCCCGUUUUGCGCAAUAGGUAUACUAUUGGUUGUGCUCGAGUUGUGCUUCGAGGUCUCUAACGAAAUCGAGAGAUCACCGAGCGCCGCGCGACUAAGACCGUUUCAAUCGCGCAGAUAUCCAUUCUAUCCGAACACGAUUGGGUGCCACCGGUUUCCCAGCAGCUCGGCGAUCUCUCGCAUCGCAGUGAUCUUGUGUGUAGAGAAAACUCGCGGGCGAAACACACUUGAAGACUAAAUUCGUUUUCGCUCCACGGCUUACGCCCUUACGCAUUCAUUCGAAUACUCGCGUAUCGCAUCGUAUCGCAUUG